AUGACGGAACUGUACUCGGGGCUCCACGUGGGCCAACGGUUUACCUCCCUGGAAGAUUUCAAGACGGUCAUACGAAGUAUAUCGGUCAGACAACAUUGGGAGCUUCGGGUGAUUCGAAGCAAUAAAAAAAGUGUGGUUAUUGGCUGCCGUUCUGGGGCCAAUUGCUUCUUUCGCGUGGUCUGUCGGUCGAACAAGAACUCGACCUACAUCACCAGCCUUCAAGACAACCAUAGUUGCCGACGGGGUGAAGCGACAGCGGGCAUGACUCCUGCGCGCUCUGAAGCCUCGCAUGUGCGGUUCUUGCUUAGUGAAAUACCCAAGCUGUUCGACAUGAACACCAGGAUCAAAGGCCAGGAGGUCGUCGACGCUGUCAAGCGAUACCACGGAUAUGACAUCUCUAUGAGACAGGCUCAGCGCGCAUUGACAAAACUGCAGCCACGGCAAGCAGAUAGCCAAGGCGAGCAGUCACUGGAUCUGGAUAUGAGUGCCGUUGAUCAGCACUCACCUGCGCACUCUCAGCCUGAAUCGCAAGCAAGUGCAGGGCCAGCAUACCGUGACAUAUCGGAGAAUCGCUGGAUGCAAGAGCCUUUGCAACCACCACUGAUUGACGAUACUUCUGUGGAUCCAACCGAGUCCUCAACCAACCACUCCAAUGCACCAGCGGCAGCUCAAUCUAUCCGGUCAUCUCAGAUAGCACAAGCGCCGGGCCAGUCUGUUCUGGGAAACCCACGCCCUAUAACGGUAUCCCAAUCAGGCGUUGGAUACUCAGCAGGUCCUGCUCUACCAAUCGCGGCCCCAGGGCACCCUAAACCCUCAGACUAUACGCAACGCAACGACCACGGCGUCCCGCAAAUGGUGCUUACGAAUUUCAAGAUUGAAUUUACUUGCACGACCUGCGGCUCUCUGAACCAGAGCUUUUUUCCCAACCAGGGCAAUGUUACAGGAGCUGGCUACAUGCCUCACCCCUCCGUGCCAAACCAGAGCGCUGUCACGAGACAUCCAGGUCCUGCUCCCCCGAAUGGACCAGGGACUGGCAGCCACGAAGUUGCUGAAGAUGGCGGAUACGCUAUCAGUGCACUGAGCGCCCGCGACAUGCAUAAUGCAUGGGCUGCUGGUGGACUAGGGGUUCCUAUUGAUCCGAGUAAUACCUAG
This is a messenger RNA of Penicillium atrosanguineum, 1152 nucleotides long. RefSeq lists its product as uncharacterized. The transcript has a single exon. Lineage: Eukaryota; Fungi; Ascomycota; Eurotiomycetes; Eurotiales; Aspergillaceae. Bases 1 to 1152 code for a protein of 383 amino acids. The record is from RefSeq and is a predicted model, not a curated record.